ACGGUCUCGUCUCGUCUCGCCCCUUGUACGCAGGCCACUCCAAGUACACGGGAUGAGCACCAAACGACUCCGAGGGACGGAUACGGCCAGCCAUCCCCGGCUCCCUCUCUUCCCCUUCCCCAGUUCCCCUCCCCGACAGCCACGGCGAGGUCUUUUGUUUCCCCUUCUCUCCUCCGCCUACCACCCCUGUGUUUCUCUCCUUCCGCUUCUCUCGCUCUCUCUCUCUCUCUCUCUCUCUCUCUCGGCCCUCGCCGCUUCUGUUUUGUUUUAUCUGCCGCGGUCCACGGCUGUGGAUCUUUGAGGGGUCACUUGAAAAUCCAAUCUUGCGGCGGCGGCCUCCAUGCUCAACUCUCUAUAGCGUGUAGCCUCCCUCUGGGUUGUUGCUGCCUCGCUUCUCCUCGUGAUCGGCCGCAUUGAGCUGUGGAUUCACGUCUGGUUCCCUUGACGCCGCCUGCGCGGGUGGUAUUUACUGCGCGCUUUCGGCGUCUCUUCUUUGCUCCCCUCCCAAUUUGCUCCGGCCGGGAGUAGAUGUCGCCAUGGCUGGGCAACUUGAGUAAAUUCUUCCCGUUCCUUGAAUUCGUUCCAUAGGUUUCUUUUCUGGCCAUGGUGAACGACGGUGAGCAAUCGGCGAUCGCCGCCGCCGUCGAGCCUGGCGUGGAGCGAGGUCGCGUGAGCGGCGGCGGGCGGCGGCUCGGGGAGGAGAGCUCGGACGAGGAUGAGGGGAGCCAGCGGUUCUCGGACGCCGAGGACCGGUCCUGGCACUCGCACUCGCGGCAAGGCUCCGCCUUCGAGUCCGCGUCCGCGUCCGCGUCCGUCGGCUGCGACGCCGGCGCCAGUGCCGGCGCCGGGGACGCUGCAGAGCGCGCCAGGAAGUCGUGCGUGUCGGAGUGCUCGCUGGACGACGUCGUCGACCUGGAGGCGGGGCUGGCCGAGAUCACAAAGGCUAGCCCGGACAAGGCCGAGAGGAACUGCCGCAUCUGUCACCUCGGCCUGGACAGCGCCGCCGACGAGUCCGGCGCCGGCAUCGUGCUCGGUUGCUCCUGCAAGAACGACCUCUCCUGCGCCCACAAACAGUGCGCCGAGACCUGGUUCAAGAUCAGAGGCAACAAGAUCUGCGAAAUCUGUGGCUCAACCGCGUGCAACGUGGCAGGUUUCAGUGAUGCGGACUUCAUCGAGCAGUGGAAUGAAUCGAGCAGCACCGCGGCCGCCCAGGCAACAACCGCCGAGCCUCGGAGGUUUUGGCAAGGCCACCGGUUCCUCAACUUCCUCCUCGCUUGCAUGGUGUUUGCAUUCGUCAUAUCCUGGCUCUUCCACUUCAAUGUCCCUGGAUGAGUCCUGGCGCGCAUUGUUCUCAAUAAAAGCUCCAGAGCCAAGACUGGUGAAGUAUGGGGGUAGUGCCAGAACGCAAACUGGCUUGGGCAUGGGCAGACCUGAAGAUUUGAAGAGAGUUGCUUGCGUGAAGUAAAGGGAGGUGUUAACUUAUUGAGAGUACGACUGCACAUGCUGCAAAAAAAAAAAAGAAGGAUGACGGGUUAUUCUGUAGAGAUUGGGUGCGCAUUCGCGAAAUCGGGGAAUGGAAGGAAGAUAGCAUGUUUCAUUGCUUCAUGUUUUCGUGAUUUGAGCAAGCAAUUUUCUGUUAGAGUUGCUUAUCAUAUAGUACUCUUGCAUCUGCUUACACCACAUUCUAUGUAGAUUCUUCUUGCAAUUCAGAAGGGGCGGCCAAAAGGCCGGACUGUGACCAAGUUUC
Messenger RNA from Panicum virgatum (switchgrass), 1747 nucleotides. RefSeq lists its product as uncharacterized. Bases 604 to 1332 code for a protein of 242 amino acids. Gene Ontology annotation, molecular function: zinc ion binding. The record is from RefSeq and is a predicted model, not a curated record. The transcript has 2 exons. NCBI's taxonomy places the organism in Eukaryota, Viridiplantae, Streptophyta, Magnoliopsida, Poales, Poaceae.